CGCGCUCUAAAUGGUCUGUGCGUUACGAUGUCGUAAGGGGCAGAUCUGAUGCUACAAAAUUAUGGCCUCUGAGGAGCUUAAUAACCUAAGGAAACCAUCUGCAAGACGCUCGAAGCCUGAUAUGGCGGCUUUAGUAGAUCAACAGAGGCUUUUUGAAACGCCCUGGAGUCGCAAGCCUUUAUUUCAAUUAGAAUCACUUGUGCCAGUAGUAUCUGUGCAUGAUCUAGAACCUCACCUAAAUAGCAUGGAACGCGUUGGUUUGACAUCAACGUCCCUCUCUGAGAAGUGUUUCCAAAAACAUCCAUCUAACUCGGUUAAUUCCGUUAAGGACGAUGACAGUUUGACUGUAAAUCAUGGCUCUCGAUAUGCUUACUCGUUUAAUAAAUUGAAGGCGAAUAAGAUUCAUGAUCAGGCUUCAUUCUCUUCAUCUGAUGAUUCUGAUAUGAUUGACACUAAUCAUACAAAUUCUAUUGAUGAUGAAGAAGUAGAAGAUGAUGAUGAUAAUCUCCCUUUGUCCACAUUCCUUCCAUUGAAAUCCUCCGAUCGAUUAACUACUCAUAAUACAACUACUACUAAUCUUAUCCCUAAUCAUCAUCAACAUCAUUAUGAUGAUGAUGAUGACGAUAACCAUAGCAUGGAUAACCAGAAAAAUUCCAUCCCAUCUUGUCCAUGUACAAAAGCUGCAGUCCUAGAUGAUCCACGAUUAGAUGGAUUAUUUUGUUCACCUGAAUGUCUUAUACGUUCAUGUCAUGAAGCAUUUGAUGUAUGGUUGAGAAAUCAUCAUUGUAUUAAAAAUAAUGAUUCUAUUAUUUGAAAAUUUAAAGAGUAUGCAGAAAAAAGUACAACAACAACAACAAUAGCUAGUAUUAUUACUUUUGUGUGUGCGCGUGAAUCUAAUUUCAAUUUGUACAUAUUUGUAAUUGCUUUUGUCUAUGUCAUGUUAAAUUGAUUCAUAUCUGUGUAUAAUUAGGCGUGUAUGAUUGAAAUGUGUACAGAUAUUUGUGUAGAAAGAAGAA
Molecule: messenger RNA, 1016 nt
Organism: Schistosoma turkestanicum
Lineage: Eukaryota; Metazoa; Platyhelminthes; Trematoda; Strigeidida; Schistosomatidae
Source: the annotation of a GenBank genome assembly